AUGAUGCCGUUUGGGACAGUGCCAAGGAGUGUCUCAGCCUUAGAGCAUCAGUUUGUCAUUAGCCUGCCAAGCCUCACAAUACAGCGAAAACCGGGUGGCUUCUGUCUUCAAAUGCAGGUAAUAUAAUAAAGCAAAUAAUUGAGCAAUAAUUAUUGCAUUUGCGUGGAAUUGUUUGUGUAGAUAAUUGAGGAAAAAAUUGUCUUUCUGUAGUUAUUUAUGUCACUCUAUGGUUAGAUGUUCUGAAUGAGCUUUUUUCCCCAUUUAUAAGACGAUAAGGCGAACACAAUGUAGACCUAUUUGAGCAUUGAGUUUAGCUAAGGAGCGAUGAGCAAUAUGAAAGCACGUACAAUGAAAUCAUAGGCUAUAAUACUAUACAGUUCUAAAUAUGCCUCAUAAGAUUGGCGAUGUUCCUAAUCUUAUAGGGAGUGUCUAAGAAACAUGUACAAAAAAAAUAGAAAUAAAUAGAAAGGUAUUUGAAUUAUCACUUUCUAUUUAAUUCCAAUUUGCUUGAAUAAUUUUGAAAUGGAGAUUGUUUUGUUGAUAUAUGGGUAGCCUAUAGUAAUUGUAUCAACCAAAACUCUGAACAUACAAAGUCCUUUAAAGGUCCAAAACUCCAUCCCACCAAAACAGGCUGAAAUUUCAGGCAGUCUUUUCAAACAGCGCUUACACUAAAAGUGCAUUAUCAUAAUUUUCACAAUUUCACAGUAUUACUCCAACCUCAUAGUGUGGAAAUAUACACUGAGUGUUUAAAACAUUAGGAACACCUGCUCUUUCCAUGACAGACUAAUCAGGUGAAAGUUAUGAUCCCUUAUUGAUGUCACCUAUUAAAUUCAAUUAAAUCACUGUAGAUGAAUGGGAGGAGACAGGUUAAAGAAGGAUUUUUAAGCCUUGAGACAAUUGAGACAUUGAUUGUGUGUGUGCCAUUCAGAGGGCGAAUGGGCAAGACAAAAUAUUUAAGUGCCUUUGAACGGGGUAUGAGUGUGUCAAAAACUGCAAUGCUGCUGGGUUUUUCACGCUCAACAGUUUCCCGUGUGUAUCAAGAAUGGUCCACCACCGAAAGGACAUGCAGGCAACUUGACACAACUGUGGGAAGCACUGUAGUCAACAUGGGGAAUCCUUUCUACACCUUGUAGAGUCCAUUCCCCGAUGAAUUGAGGCUGUUCUGAGAGCAAAAGGGGGUGCAGCUCAGUAUUAGGAAGGUGUUCCUAAUGUUUUGUACUGUAUAAAACACAGGAAAAUCAAAUUUUUGACUGCACUGGGCCUUUUAAACAUAGAUUUGAAAGGUGAUUUAGGCUUGCUGUGUCUGUGUUCUGUGCCUGGAAUGUUCUAUAUGUAAUUAUAUGGUUCUGUGUCCCUGACAGAGAACUGAUCAGAGCAUGUCAGAGCUAGAGAGUUCCAUGAUCGCCAUCAUCCAUGUGUUCCAUAAAUACUCGGGCCACAAGUGCAAGUUGAAGAAGGCAGAGCUCAAAGAGCUUAUCAAUAAUGAGAUGAGUCACUUCAUCACUGUGAGUCACUCUCUGUCUGUAUCUCAAAUGGCACCCUACACUCUUAGAAAAAAAGGAGCUAUCUAGAACCUAAAAGGAUUCUUCAGCUGUCCCCAUCUAGGAGAACCCUUUGAAGAACCCUUUUUGGUUCCAGGUAGAAAGAACCCUUUUGGGUUCCAUGUAGAACCCUUUCCAUAGAGGGUUCUACAUGGAACCCAAAAGGGUUAUUUCUACCUGGAACCAAAAAGGGUUCUACCUGGCACCAAAAAGUGUUCUCCUACGGGGACAGCCGAAUAACCUUUUUUCUACGAGUGUAUUCCCUAUACAGUGCACUACUUUUGACCAGAGCCCUACAGGCCCUGGACAAGAGUAGUGCACUAUAAUAGGGAAUAGGGUGCCAUUUGGGACAGACCCUCUGUUUGUCCUCUGAGUAUAUUACUACGUACGACAACACUAUCUAUCAUUUAAAUUCAUCUGAAGUGUGUCAUCAUGGUGUUAUACAACUGGCCUACAUCCAAUUAGAAAAAGAGGAAUCGUUUUUUAGCCUUCUGUAUGAAUAAAAAAUGAUACAAUAAGGAAUUAUAUUAAACAGCUGAUUGCAAUGAUUUAGAUUAUUAUUCUAUGAUUAUUAGAUUAUUACGCUUUACUUAAAGCCUGCAGGUGAAUGCUUUAUUACUUGUUAUAAGCAUGUAUGGGCCUAUAGAACAUUUUUAACUCACAUAACCUGACACAAAUUCUAAUCAGACACAGAUUACCCUUCACAGUUGACUGUUCUUGUCUCUUUUAAGAAUAUCCAAGAUAAGGAGACUCUGGAUGAGCUGUUUGCAGAUCUGGACCAGAACAGAGACCUGGAGAUCGACUUCCAAGAGUUCAUCGUGCUGAUCGCCAUGGUGACGUCAACGUGCCAUGAUCUCUUCAGCACAUUUCACCACCAUUAGUGACACAAUGUAAACAUUUUACAUUACAUUUUAGUCAUUUAGCAGACGCUCUUAUCCAGAGCGACUUACAGUUAGUGAGUACAUACAUUAUUUUUUUAUUUUUCAUACUGGCCCCCCGUGGGAAUCAAACCCACAACCCUGGCGUUGCAAACGCCAUGCUCUACCAACUGAGCUACAUCCCUGCCGGCCAUUCCCUCCCCUACCCUGGAUGACGCUGGGCCAAUUGUGUGCCGCCCCAUGGGUCUCCCGGUCGCGGCCGGCUACGACAGAGCCUGGAAUCAAACUAGGAUCUCUAGUGGCACACCUUAGACCACUGCGCCACUCGGGAGGAUAAAGGGGAAGACUUGAGCGAGUGACCGUGUGUCUGUGUGUGACCAGCAAAACAUGCAUACAUACUGUGUAACCCUCUCACAUAAAGAUCAUGAUGAUAAAACUACUUUGUUUACAUUAUAUUGAUUUUAUUAUUGUAUAAUAGUUGUGUAUAUAAAAUCUAACAAAUCAAUGACAACAAUACAUAAAUACUUACAUUAAUCUGUAUCCUGAAAAUAGUGAAAGAAAACAUUGAGUCCACUUGAAUUUGGACAGUUGGGUGAGCUUUGAGUCUUGCAUUGUGGAGUGACCCAUGUGAGAUGUACCGUUCUAUCCCAAAGUGGUCAUAAGGCUAUUUGUAUUCCUUUCCCCUUAGAUGACGUUCCAUAAAUUCCAGGGUCCUCUUCCAGGCGUCCUCUUGGGUGGCAGCAUGCGGUACCAGGUGCCCUCCCCAGAGAGUGAUCACUAUAUGGAAAAACAACAGGACAGCAUGGGAAAUAACCUGAAAAUACUAAUCGCAAUGUAGUUCCCUCAUUUCUGAGAUACUGCAUGUUAAUUAUAAUGUCUGUUACCAUUUUGUCAAAUACCCUUUUUUGGAAACCCUUUAAAUUUGAAUGCAUAUGUUAGUGCUUGUAAGUGGAUAUAUAAAUGAAGAAUAAAGGACUAAUACAUUUACUUCAAG
Molecule: messenger RNA, 3413 nt
Organism: Coregonus sp. 'balchen'
Lineage: Eukaryota; Metazoa; Chordata; Actinopteri; Salmoniformes; Salmonidae
Source: the annotation of a GenBank genome assembly